CUGAUAGUCCGCCAUAGUCGUCUUCGUCAUCUUCUCUCAUCUUCUUCUCCGGUAGAACAGCUCUUCCUCUCCGUCUCCCCUCUCGAGCGACAGCGAAUCCGAACGCGACCUAUCAAGUCAGGCGCCAUGAUCAGCGUUCUUGCACAGGAACGCCUGCUUGGAGCUGCUCUGGGGAGCGCUCUGACCGGAAUAAUCGUUUUUGAGGAGCGGAAAAGGAUCUACAGAUCCAUUUCCGAUGAUCAGUCCCACGGCGCCACCAAAUCUCAGGUGAAGGAGCCUAUGUUCGGGAAAAACUCGCGCUCAGAACUUGCACAACUCUGGAACAGGACAGUGGACAGGACACUGGGACCUAUUAUUGAGUCUCUCAGCUCCCGUGGGUGGUAGAUAUGUCUGAAAUUUUCCGCCAUUAUAUGUAAUUCUUACUCAGAAUUAAACUUGUAAUGAUUGUCCGAGUUCAUUCAUUCAACCAUGCUCUUAAAGAGGACCUUAUGUGGCUGGGGCUGUAGUUUUGAGGACUUGUAUCAUGAUAUCGCCAGAAACUAUAGCUUUAGAUGCUUGUCUGUUUCGAUUUCUGCUCUUCCUUGUAUGCGGCAAAAACAGUAGUAUACUUUGAUAUGUGACCUUUCCAAUCCUUUCUUGUUGUCAAUCUUCUA
This is a messenger RNA of Punica granatum (pomegranate), 653 nucleotides long. Lineage: Eukaryota; Viridiplantae; Streptophyta; Magnoliopsida; Myrtales; Lythraceae. The record is from RefSeq and is a predicted model, not a curated record.